UGCAGUCAAAUUGGGACUUUGGAGAGGGUGGUAGCAAUCUAAAAAGGUAAAAAUUCUCAUCGAGACUUCUUCCUCCAGAUGCAAUGGCUGACAAUGAGAUAUUUGAUGACCCAGAGAAGCUGAAGAGAGGUCUAAUAAAGGUUCUAGAAUGCGUGGCCAGAAUCCCAUCUUUGGCGUGGCCGGGUCUCUCAUCCGUGUGGUGCUGCACCAUGUGGACGAUGAAGAUCUCCAGAUACUCAAACAUGAGUUCCGAAGCGUGAAUCGAGCCCUGGAUGAUAUUUCACAACAGAACCGUCAAACCUUGCAGCAGAUCAGGAAGGAGACGAUUGACAAACAGUACGGCCAGAUCGAAGAAAACCUUCGCAACCAGUUCCGCAAAUUCAUGGAGAUCGUGGAAGCCAAGCCCGAGCACCUGCAGCGCAAGAAGGACGAUUUCGUAGAGAGAUACAUGAAUGACAACGAAGACCAAAACAUGCACACGCUUUGGGAUGGCGUGAUGGGGAAACGCAAACACAUCAGCCGGCCCAUUCUAGAAGUGUAUAUGAAGCAUUCUGAGGGUGACCGGAGUGUCAUGGAGAACCUCUGCACCCGACUCGCCUACCUGUUCUGCAUUGGUUUCAUCGCGAUGAUGGGCUACUAUGCCUUCAUAGAAGAUGAUGUGGAGGCUCGGAGUGGGAAGAUAAGAUGAAAAACGUGCAGGAGAAGAUGCAGGAAGCGCUGAGGAGGUGCAUAUGAUUUAUUACGCACAACCAAUGCCUUAAACAACUUCUUGGUUGCUCUCUUGUAUGCAUGUCUUGCUUUCCGUUUCCACUUUAACAGACCUUUUCACCAUCAACCUGAACCAUCUAAUGCAAUUUUGUCCUCGAUGACUGCAGGUUUUGCUGACGUACACUGUACGCAUAGUGAUGGGCCUUUUUUUCUGUAAUCUACUUUUUCCAAUCACAGGUUUAUGCUGGCUCAGUUUAUCAUUAUAGGACAAACUGUAACACUAUUAAAAGAUAAACUACUGUACAGUAUAAUCUACAGCAAGAGCAAAGAUAAACCGCAUAAGAAGUUGGGUUUUCA
This is a messenger RNA of Triplophysa dalaica, 1065 nucleotides long. RefSeq names its product rapunzel (gene rpz). The transcript has 2 exons. The record is from RefSeq and is a predicted model, not a curated record. Lineage: Eukaryota; Metazoa; Chordata; Actinopteri; Cypriniformes; Nemacheilidae. The coding region runs from base 149 to 688 and encodes 179 amino acids.